This is a messenger RNA of Kwoniella botswanensis, 1068 nucleotides long. RefSeq lists its product as uncharacterized. The record is from RefSeq and is a predicted model, not a curated record. Lineage: Eukaryota; Fungi; Basidiomycota; Tremellomycetes; Tremellales; Cryptococcaceae. Bases 1 to 1068 code for a protein of 355 amino acids. The transcript has 3 exons.
AUGCAUUCCGCAGAGCAGCAACACGAUGACUUGGUCGCUUCACCUCCUACUCAUACCACUCCCGUCCUCAGUCAAGAAGAUUCUCAUCCCGAAAUGUCUUCCUUGAACUCAAUUCCAUUCCAUCAAUCACUCCUUUCCAACAAAGCGUUGAAGAAUGAAAAUGAGGAUUAUCGACACAGCUUGAAAUAUCAAUCUGAGGCAAUUAAGCUAUUACGAAAGACCUACCCCGAUUCAAGUACGCUUCGAUCUCAUCAGGAUCAUAGAGAUGAUGAUUGGGCUACGAAUGAUCCUAAAGAUUAUGGAUUUUGUGAUGGAUGGGGAAUGUUUCACACAUUCCAGGAGAACAGAGGCAAUAUGGGGUGGGAUGAACUUGGCAAUUGCGAUAAUGUUAAUUCUAAGGAGAUCAUCAUCUACGAUGAUUCCAUACGAGAAAGAACCCAUGGGAAGGAGAACGCCCAUGAACGAUCUUUGGAAGAUGAUUCUGCAUCGAUAAAGGUAGAGAUGCUAAAACGCGAAAUGGAUAAUAUGAAAAUGAAAUCCAGAUUGCUUCAAAGGGAGAAGGAUGAAAAAUAUACGAAUAACCAAACAUCAUCAUUAGAAGGAGGAGUAUCGCCAGGAAAAGGAGAAGAAGAUGAUUUGGCAUUGAACUGCUUUGACGAUGAAGAUGACAAAGCAAAUGACAGCUCAAAAUUGGAAGAAGCGUUACUGAAAGAGAAAGAAGAUCACCUCCGAACUCUGUCUAAGAUCGAUAAAAUUGUAGGUCUGAAAGAACAGGAAAUCACAGGACUGGACGACAAACUCUCAGACCAACAAGGUUUAGUCGCUGAAAUGCUGGAUACGAAUGGAGCUCUUACGCAGAGAAUAUCCGAAUUGGAAAGGCGACUUGAAGAAGAUCACAGAUUAAGAAUGGAAGAAAGAUCCGAAGACGCUAAAAGGUUUGCAGAAGGACGAUUGACCGGUGAAGUGAGAGCAGGAGUGGCUGGUAAAACAAGUGAGGUCUUCGAUGAUGGAUUGACGGAUGUUUCUGAAGAUAAAAAGGGAUCCGAGCCGAAAUACUAUGGUUGGUAG